Messenger RNA from Dentiscutata heterogama, 685 nucleotides. The record is from the annotation of a GenBank genome assembly. NCBI's taxonomy places the organism in Eukaryota, Fungi, Glomeromycota, Glomeromycetes, Diversisporales, Gigasporaceae.
AUGGGAUCCAAGCAUUCCAAAUAUCCUAAAUUAAUACAUAAGAUUAACAAAGCUAGUGAUGACAAAAGACAAAAUGCUGAAUGCCCUCAAUUAGCUAAACAAGAUGACCUAUACAUAGAUAGAAUGCAAGUAUUACAUCACGUCAUGAGAUGUGUUUGCAAUGGGAACUUUGAAGCUCCAUUAAAUGAACAAUUGAAAGAAGGUGGUGUUGUAGUAUUAGAUUUCUGUUGUGGCACAGCAACGUGGCUAUCUGAGAUGGCCUCCGAUUUUCAAAAUUCGACCUUUGUAGGAAUAGAAAAGGUCUUAAUAUACCCUGAACACAAACCAAAAAAUGUUAGAAUAGUUCAAGCUGAUGUUUUAGAAAAAUUUCCAUUCCCAGGUACUAAAAUAAAAACUUUCGUAUAUGCUAUUGAUGCACAAUGGAGAAAUCAUUUGAUUAAAGAAUUUGUAAGAGUUCUUAAGCCUGGUGGUUACUUAGAGUGUACCGAUGGUGAUUUGAUACCAGAUAAUCCCGGUGUUAUUGUAGAACAAUUGCGCGUUGCUAUUGAAAAGAUAUUAAUCCAGGCCGGUCGGAAUCCCUCCCUUACUCAAAAAUUUCAUGAAGUUAUAGAAUCCCAGCCACAAAUGAGUAAGGUCAUUCAAAUGGAAUCCUUCAUGCCUAUAGGACCGUGGGGAGGCCAAAUAG